AUGCCCCCCUGCUUCAUAACCAGCCUCGCCCUCCUCCGCCCUCUGCACAGCCACACCCGUCCCCCCUCCCAGCCCCGCCGCCCCCCGCGCCUCGCCCCGAUGCCGCCCUCCACCGCCGCCACCACGCCCGCGCCCGCGCACGUGCCCGCCAAGCGGGAGCUGCCGCCGUCUGCGUCCGCUGCGCCUGCCAAGCGCGACCGCGCGACGCCCGCGCCCGCGGAGGACGCGCUGCAAGUCGUGCUGCUGAACGAGCACGCCACGGCGCCGGCGCGCGGCUCGCCGCUGGCCGCGGGCUUCGACCUGGCCGCCGCGGCAGCGUGCGUGGUGCCGCCGCGCGGCCGCGCCGUCGUCAAGACGGGGCUGCAGGUGCGCAUCCCCGCUGGGUGCUACGGGCGCGUCGCCCCGCGGUCCGGGCUCGCCGUGAAGAAGGGCAUCGACGUGGGGGCUGGCGUCGUGGACGCAGAUUAUAGGGGGGAGGUCGGCGUCGUGCUGUUCAAUUUCGGAGAAGAGGACUUCAAGGUUAGCGUCGGGGAUAGGGUCGCGCAGCUGGUGCUGGAGAAGAUCUCGACGGUCGGGGUGCAACUCGUGGAGAAGCUGGAUGAGACGGAGAGGGGAGCUGGGGGGUUCGGGUCUACUGGAGUGGAGAAGAGUCAGUGA
Chondrus crispus (carragheen) is the source of this 657-nucleotide messenger RNA. RefSeq lists its product as hypothetical. The transcript has a single exon. Gene Ontology annotation, biological process: dUMP biosynthetic process; dUTP catabolic process. NCBI's taxonomy places the organism in Eukaryota, Rhodophyta, Florideophyceae, Gigartinales, Gigartinaceae. The record is from RefSeq and is a predicted model, not a curated record. The coding region runs from base 1 to 657 and encodes 218 amino acids. Gene Ontology annotation, molecular function: dUTP diphosphatase activity; magnesium ion binding.